GGCCAUCUUGAAGGCCCGGGAGGCGGUGCCGCUCAGGACGGAGCGGAAGUGCUCGGCUGCGUCGUCCCGGACCGAGCGAAGCGCCGGCGCGGCAGUCACUCGCGUCCUCUUUCCCGCGGCCCUCGGGAGACCGCGCUCGGCCGCAGUGGACCGCGAGCAUGUCAGAAGGUGACAGUGUGGGAGAUUCCGUCCACGGGAAACCUUCUGUGGUGUACAGAUUCUUCACAAGACUUGGACAGAUCUAUCAGUCCUGGCUUGACAAGUCUACGCCAUACACGGCUGUGCGAUGGGUGGUGACGCUGGGCCUGAGCUUCGUCUACAUGAUCCGAGUUUACCUGCUGCAGGGUUGGUACAUCGUGACCUACGCCUUGGGAAUCUACCAUCUAAAUCUCUUCAUAGCUUUCCUUUCUCCCAAAGUGGAUCCUUCCUUAAUGGAAGAUUCAGAUGAUGGCCCCUCGUUACCAACCAAACAGAAUGAGGAGUUCCGGCCCUUCAUUCGAAGGCUCCCAGAGUUUAAGUUUUGGCACGCCGCGACCAAGGGCGUCCUGGUGGCGACGGCCUGCACCUUCUUCGAGGCGUUCAACGUGCCGGUGUUCUGGCCCAUCCUCGUCAUGUACUUCCUCAUGCUCUUCUGUAUCACGAUGAAGCGGCAAAUAAAGCACAUGAUCAAGUACCGGUACAUCCCGUUCACGCACGGCAAGAGGACGUACAAGGGGAAGGAGGACGUGGGCAAGACGUUCGCCAGCUAGACGCGGCCGCCUUCCGCGGGCCCUGGACGGCCGCAAGUUGCUGUGACGCUGUCUCCUUUCCUCACAUAAAGUAGUUGGUUACAAGGGAGUUAUUUUCUUUUUAAAAAGGAGCUUCAAUUAUUUGUAACUGAAAUAUCAGGUUCUUGAAGAAACUGGCAUUUAAACC
Messenger RNA from Lipotes vexillifer (Yangtze River dolphin), 915 nucleotides. It is a transcript of the gene RER1, whose product is annotated as retention in endoplasmic reticulum sorting receptor 1. Gene Ontology annotation, cellular component: Golgi membrane. Gene Ontology annotation, biological process: protein retention in ER lumen; retrograde vesicle-mediated transport, Golgi to endoplasmic reticulum. Bases 159 to 749 code for a protein of 196 amino acids. The transcript is spliced from 7 exons. The record is from RefSeq and is a predicted model, not a curated record. NCBI's taxonomy places the organism in Eukaryota, Metazoa, Chordata, Mammalia, Artiodactyla, Lipotidae.